GCGCAGGCGCGGCAGAGGCAGCCCGCCGGCUUUGCAGUCCCCAGCUCUACAGCCGCCGGAGCAUCCUUGGCGUCUGCGCGUGCUGGCUGUCCUCCGCUACCUCCUCUUCCUCCACCUGGGCCGGCGCGAUGGCGAAGCCGCUGACGGACAGUGAGAAGCGGAAACAGAUCAGCGUGCGGGGGAUCGCGGGGCUGGGCGACGUGGCGGAGGUGCGGAAGAGCUUCAACCGGCACCUGCACUUCACGCUGGUCAAGGACCGCAACGUGGCCACGCCCCGCGACUACUUCUUCGCGUUGGCGCACACGGUGCGCGACCACCUGGUGGGCCGCUGGAUCCGCACGCAGCAGCACUACUACGAGCGCGACCCGAAGCGCAUUUACUAUCUUUCCCUGGAAUUCUACAUGGGCCGCACUCUGCAGAACACCAUGGUGAACCUGGGGCUGCAGAACGCUUGUGACGAAGCUAUUUAUCAGUUGGGAUUGGACUUGGAAGAGCUGGAGGAGAUAGAAGAAGAUGCUGGCCUUGGCAAUGGGGGCCUGGGCAGGCUGGCAGCCUGUUUCCUCGACUCCAUGGCCACCUUGGGCCUGGCAGCUUACGGCUAUGGAAUCCGCUAUGAAUUUGGGAUUUUUAACCAGAAGAUUGUCAACGGCUGGCAGGUGGAGGAGGCUGACGACUGGCUGCGCUAUGGCAACCCCUGGGAGAAGGCUCGACCUGAGUACAUGCUUCCUGUGCACUUCUACGGGCGUGUGGAGCACACACCUGAUGGCGUGAAGUGGCUGGACACACAGGUGGUGCUUGCCAUGCCCUAUGACACCCCGGUGCCCGGCUACAAGAACAACACUGUCAACACCAUGAGGCUGUGGUCCGCCAAGGCGCCCAAUGACUUCAAGCUGCAGGACUUCAACGUGGGGGACUACAUCGAGGCAGUCCUAGACCGGAACUUGGCGGAGAACAUCUCCAGAGUCCUGUACCCCAACGACAAUUUCUUUGAGGGGAAGGAGCUGAGGCUGAAGCAGGAGUACUUUGUGGUGGCUGCCACCCUCCAGGACAUCAUCCGCCGCUUCAAGUCCUCCAAGUUUGGCUGCCGAGAUCCUGUGAGGACCUGUUUUGACACAUUCCCCGAUAAGGUGGCCAUCCAGUUGAACGACACGCACCCUGCUCUCUCCAUCCCUGAGCUUAUGCGCAUCCUGGUGGACGUGGAGAAAGUGGACUGGGACAAGGCCUGGGAAAUCACAAAGAAGACCUGCGCCUACACCAACCACACCGUGCUACCCGAGGCCCUGGAGCGCUGGCCCGUGUCCAUGUUCGAGAAACUGCUGCCACGACACCUUGAGAUCAUCUAUGCCAUCAACCAGCGGCACCUGGAUCACGUGGCAGCCUUGUUUCCCGGGGACGUGGACCGCCUGCGCCGCAUGUCUGUGAUUGAGGAAGGGGACUGCAAACGCAUCAACAUGGCCCACCUCUGCGUGAUCGGCUCCCACGCAGUCAAUGGGGUGGCACGGAUCCACUCAGAGAUCGUGAAACAGUCUGUUUUCAAGGAUUUUUAUGAGCUGGAGCCAGAGAAGUUCCAGAAUAAGACUAAUGGCGUCACUCCCCGCCGGUGGCUGCUGCUGUGCAACCCAGGGCUGGCUGAUGUCAUCGUGGAGAAAAUCGGGGAAGACUUCCUGACUGACCUUGAUCAACUGAAGAAACUGCUGCCAUUAGUCAAUGACGAAGCCUUCAUCAGGGAUGUUGCCAAGGUCAAGCAGGAGAACAAGCUUAAGUUCUCGGCCUUCCUGGAGAAAGAGUACAAGGUAAAGAUCAACCCCUCGUCCAUGUUCGACGUGCACGUGAAGAGGAUCCAUGAGUACAAGCGGCAGCUGCUCAACUGCCUGCAUGUGGUCACCCUGUAUAACCGGAUAAAGAAAGACCCAGCUAAAGCCUUUGUGCCCAGGACUGUUAUGAUUGGGGGCAAGGCGGCUCCCGGCUACCACAUGGCCAAGAUGAUAAUCAAGUUGGUCACGUCCAUCGGUGAUGUCAUCAAUCACGAUCCAGUUGUGGGCGACAGACUCAAAGUGAUCUUCCUGGAGAACUACCGAGUGUCCUUGGCCGAGAAAGUGAUCCCAGCCGCCGACCUGUCACAGCAGAUCUCCACCGCUGGCACCGAGGCUUCAGGCACUGGCAACAUGAAGUUCAUGCUCAACGGGGCCCUCACCAUCGGCACCAUGGACGGGGCCAAUGUGGAGAUGGCCGAGGAGGCUGGGGUCGAGAACCUCUUCAUCUUUGGGCUGCGGGUAGAGGAUGUGGAGGCGCUGGACCGGAAAGGGUACAAUGCCAGGGAGUUCUACGACCGCCUGCCCGAGCUAAAGCAGGCCGUGGACCAGAUCAGCAGCGGCUUCUUCUCACCCAGGGAGCCUGACUGCUUCAAGGAUGUUGUCAAUAUGCUGAUGUACCACGACAGGUUCAAAGUGUUUGCAGACUACGAAGCCUACAUGCAGUGCCAGGCCCAGGUGGAGCAGCUGUACCGGAACCCCAAGGAGUGGACCAAGAAGGUCAUCAGGAACAUCGCCUGCUCGGGCAAGUUCUCCAGCGACCGGACCAUCAGCGAGUAUGCGCGGGGCAUCUGGGGGGUAGAGCCUGCUGACCUGCAGAUCCCACCACCCAACAUCCCCCGGGACUAAGCCCCUCGCUGGGCCCAGGGCUCUGUCUUCUUGCUGACUCUGCCUCUCACGUCGGGUUCAAGCAUUUCGCCAACAGCUGGUGGCCCCUGCUUUUCUCAGUGGUGUGUUUCUAGGAGGGGCUGUGGGGGUAUAGGAUGAUGCUAGGAGUGAGUGUCCCCACUUCCUGUAAGAGGAGAGCAGAGUUGGUAACAUGGACGGCCACAGUGGGGCCCCUGCAGCUUCUGCCCAUCUGUCCCACACAGGGUGGGUGGGAGGAACAGCCACCCACUUGGCUCCCACAAAACCUUGCACGCAUCUUGCUGUGAGCUUGUCUUUAGUUUUCAGCCUCUGGAUUCUGGGGUCUGGGUCAGUGGUCAUGGUGACGCCAAGGGAUGAGCUUUCUGCAGCACUUGUGCCGCCAGCCACACGACAGGGCCAAGCCCACCCCCUGCCCAGCUCUGUGCUGUGCCUUGGGCUAUGCUGGGGGCAGUGGGAGCCUCCAGGUGUCUUCCCCACAGCUGCUUGUCCUCCGUCCUGGGCUCUGUACCUUGUGUGUAGGUCAAGGACCCAGAUGGUCCUGGCCUUUGUAGCUGUCCCAGGGACGAUGUGGUUCCUUCAGACCUGGGGACUUGGGUUUGGGCGUUAGGAGGGUGCCUGUGACUAGGCUGUCAAAGGCCAUGGUGAGGGGUAUGUGCAGCUGGCUGAUGCUGGUUGGCUUGCUUUGGCUUCUUCAAAGGAAUAAUUUUACCAGGAAGUGAAACCAGCUAAAGUCUUCUCUUGGGUUUAGUAACUAAAAACUAAACUUGCUUAGUUACGUGUCUAGAUGAUUCUGCCUGGUUAGAGGGGUCAGCAGCCAGGCUGCCCUGUUGCAGCCUCAGGCCCUCCCUUGGUGCAGGUCUGAUUGUGCACACCAGGGCAGGCUCCAUUCUCCCACUCUUGCCUCCCAUGCAGUAGCUUGGUGUGGAAAGGGGCCAGCUGGGCCCAGAGGAGCCAGUCUCUGCUCUGCAUGGACUGUAGGCAUGUAGGGGGUACACUGUGGAGGGGGAGCAAACCCUUCUCACUCCUGCCCCUCCCGAUGGGGGACACUCCAGAAUACACCUGCCAGCACCCAGAGAUGCCGGAGAGCAGGCUACUGCCCUCACUUUGGGUUGUCAGGGAAAACAGACGGAACCACCCUUCUAGAGGCUUCUACCACCUUGUGUGCUGGACUUAGGCUGUAGGGGGGGUCUCUUCAUUAACAGGCCUGCAGGUCUGGCAGGGAGGCUGUGCCCAUGGGGUCUUCUUUAGUAUGGGGAUGCGUCUAGGGGUUAUCCCACGUACCCUGCCACCUUGUGUGUGACCCCCUCCCUGCGCAUGGGGUCUUCUUUAGAGUGGGGGGUGUGUCUAGGGGGUACCCCACCACCCUGUGUGCGGCCCCCUCCCUGCUAGCUGUGGGUGCCCGGCACUGCUGCACUUGCUGUUACUUCUUCAUGUGAGAAGCUGAUUAAACUUUUACGCCUGGA
Otolemur garnettii (small-eared galago) is the source of this 4141-nucleotide messenger RNA. RefSeq names its product glycogen phosphorylase B (gene PYGB). The transcript has 20 exons. The record is from RefSeq and is a predicted model, not a curated record. Bases 129 to 2660 code for a protein of 843 amino acids. Gene Ontology annotation, molecular function: glycogen phosphorylase activity; pyridoxal phosphate binding. Lineage: Eukaryota; Metazoa; Chordata; Mammalia; Primates; Galagidae. Gene Ontology annotation, cellular component: cytoplasm. Gene Ontology annotation, biological process: glycogen catabolic process.